Lathyrus sativus (Indian pea) is the source of this 762-nucleotide messenger RNA. The record is from the annotation of a GenBank genome assembly. NCBI's taxonomy places the organism in Eukaryota, Viridiplantae, Streptophyta, Magnoliopsida, Fabales, Fabaceae.
AUGGUUGAGCCAAGUAAAGUGUUUGUACCGAAUAGUAACAUUAGAAGCCAAUCGGAAGUAGAAAUUUCUAAUAAAGUUGCCCAGCCGAGCAAAGUGCAUGUUCUCAAUAGUAAUAAGAGGCAAAUGGAAGUAGAGGCCACAAAGGAAAUUACUGAGCCAAGAAAAGUGUUUACUCUGAAUAAUAAUACUAAAAAGAAAUUGAAGUCAACGGCGGAUCAUCAAGUUAAAGGUUCAAUAGAAUCACAAGUCUCAAAGAACACCAGUGAUCAAACCAAAAAGGUUUUGCAAAGCCUUAACAAUACUAUGAACAAGUCUCAACAAUCCUUUGAGAAGAAAAAAAGUCUUCUAAAGUGUCCAACCAUGCCCCUUACCGAAUGUCUCGAUAAAAAUAAGGAAAAAAAUGGAGUAGAGGAAUUCGACGAUGAAGAUACAGAAGAAAAUGAAAUGGAAGAAUAUAUGGAGAAUGAUAGCAUCUACAAUAGUAAAGAAGUUGAGGGAAUAUAUGUAAACAAAGUUGAAGGUAAUACCUUAGGUGCUUCAUCCUCAGGAUUAACAAAAAAACGGGGAAAGAUGUUAUGUCAAAAAAUUCAUGGACGACAAUUCAAAGAUAGACAAGAGAUCACCUUGAAUGAAGAAGAACAACCAAUUGGGCCAGAUGAAAAGAUAGUGUCUGAACUCAGUAGUUUUUUGGGGACACUAGGAAGAAGUUCAGAUUUAUGUCCUCUCACUUUCACUAGUUGGAUUGAUUUGGUUAAGCAUUGA